GCUAAACGCGACCAACGGUGGUGACGUCAUAUUUGCGCGUCCGUGUUUUUGUUGAGAAGCCACUGUUUGAUUUUGCUGUUGUUAUCAUGGUGAUGUUUCCAAGUUCACUGACGGAAGAAGAGGAGGCUCUGCAAAAGAAAUAUGCUAAACUCAAGAAAAGGAAAAAGGCGCUGCUUGCCUUGAAGAAGCAGAGUUCAACCAACCAGACAAACCAGAGUGGCUUAAAACGGACUCUGUCGGACCAGCCUGUCGUUGACACGGCAACAGCCACAGAGCAAGCAAAGAUGCUGAUCAAGACGGGUGCCAUCAGCGCCAUCAAAUCAGAGAACAAGAACUCAGGCUUUAAACGCUCUCGAAUGCUGGAAAUUAAACUCAAGGACCCUGAGAAAGGCUCAAUUCCUGCUUUCUUACCUUUCCAAAGGAGUGUCUCUACAGAUGAAGAACCACCUGAGUCUGGAAAAAGAUCCCAGAGGAAGUCUCUGUAUGAGAGCUUUGUCAGCUCAAGAGACCGAUACCGGGAUGAAGAGGACGGAAGUGGCAUGUCGUCAACCCGCGAAGUGGACAGAGACGGAGAGCGUGACCGAGAGCGCGACCGAGAGCUGGAUAGAGAGCGAGACAGAGAUAGAGAAAGAGACAGAGACAGAGACAGAGAAAGAGACAGAGAGCGAGACAGAGAAAGAGACAAAGAAAGAGACAGAGAUAAAGACCGGGAGAUGGAGAGGGAGAAGGAGAAGGAGAAAGAGAAGGAGAAGGAGAAGGAGAAGGAGAAGGAGAAGGAUAGAGACAGAGGCAGGGACAGAGAAAGGGAUCGGGACAGAGAAAGAGAAAGAGACCGGAGCAGAGACACGGAUCGAGACCGGGACAGGGAACGGGACAGAGAAAGGGACAGAGAAAGAGAUGCACCAUUCAGACGUUCAGAUUCAUACCCAGAGCGGAGAGGGGUACGAAAAGGGAACACGGUGUAUGUUUACGGCUCUGGGCUCGGCGAGGACAACCUGCGCUCUUCUUUCUCUCAACAUGGAAACAUCAUCGACCUCUCCAUGGACAACCCGCGCAAUUGUGCAUUUAUCACUUAUGAGAAGAUGGAGUCUGCAGACCAGGCCGUAGCUGAGUUGAAUGGAGCCAUGGUGGGAGACAUUCACGUCAAAGUUAGCAUCGCCAGGAAGCAGCCCAUGCUGGAUGCUGCCACAGGCAAAUCUGUCUGGGCUUCACUGGCUGUGCAGAACAGCACUAAAGGCUCCUACAGGGACAAGAGGAAUCAAGUCGUGUACAAUGAAGAUUUCCUGUGAUGCAAAGAAAGAAAAAAAACGUUUUUAUUUUAUUUUGGCAUAUAGCUUUUCAUGUUGUUUUAAUGAAGUUACCCAGCUGUUGAACGUGUCUGUUGCAGCUUAAAUACAAACUUAACUGUUGUCGUUUGGAUUAGAUCACUUUACCUGCCUCAUGGUUGGUAUGUGAUGCUGUAUGGCCUCACUAGAGAAACUAGAGAUACAGUUUGACGCUGAAUAAAGAGUAUCUGUGUAUUGUUACCUUGA
Messenger RNA from Cottoperca gobio, 1532 nucleotides. It is a transcript of the gene nelfe, whose product is annotated as negative elongation factor complex member E. Gene Ontology annotation, biological process: negative regulation of transcription elongation by RNA polymerase II. The transcript has 11 exons. Gene Ontology annotation, cellular component: NELF complex. Gene Ontology annotation, molecular function: RNA binding. The record is from RefSeq and is a predicted model, not a curated record. NCBI's taxonomy places the organism in Eukaryota, Metazoa, Chordata, Actinopteri, Perciformes, Bovichtidae. Bases 87 to 1289 code for a protein of 400 amino acids.